AUGAAUGCCUCCGGACGAGACGGGUAUGUCCGCAACUGCACGCCGCCGGCCAUCGAUGACUUCCCGGCAGGAGUGUUCACGGAGCUGCAGCGGCAGCACGGCGCCAUCGUACUGCACGCUUUCAUCUCCAUCUAUCUCUUCGUAGCACUCGCGGUUGUGUGUGACAAGUUCUUCGUACCCGCUGUUGAUAGGAUAUGCACGGCUUUAAACAUGACAAACGAUGUGGCUGGCGCUACUUUUAUGGCAGCUGCCACGUCAGCGCCAGAACUGUUUGUGAAUGUGAUCGGGACGUUCAUAACAGAGGGCGAUAUAGGAGUUGGAACCAUCGUGGGAUCAGCCGUCUUCAACAUCCUCGCUGUUGCUGCCUGCUGUGGUAUAGGCGCUGGGAUGGUAGUACCUCUUGACUGGUGGCCUUUAACAAGAGAUUGCCUCGCUUACGGCAUAACUGUUUCUAUACUUAUUUGUAUAAUGCACGAUGAGUACGUGCAAUGGUAUGAGGCUUUCCUGCUGGUAAUGCUUUAUGGUGUAUACAUCUGCAUCAUGUAUUAUGAUAAGUCCAUUCAAAAUUUUGCCAAAGGAAGUUGGACAUGUGUCUCAAAUAUGAUAAAGAAAGACAAUGAAAAACAAGACUCAGCCCUACCAAUUGACAAUGAAAACAAAGAGGCUAAAACACAAUCUUCAGAUCACCACCAACAUAAUGGUAAUGUCAAAAGUGUGCUUUAUUCAGAUAUCAAUGAAAAGAAAGUUGCUUCUCUUCAGAUAGAAAAAAUUAACAAUGAUGAUGACAAGAUAGUGAAUGAGGAAAACGAACCUAAACCUAAUGAUAUGGAAAUAGCUUACCAGGAAGACUCACACCAAGGAAAUGUGGAAGAAGGAAGUAAGGAGACUUCAGAUGAAUACCAUCAUUCUCUCUGGAAGUGGCCUUCUGGAAGAAGUAAACUUACAAAGACGACAUGGAUUGUUACGUGGCCUAUCCACUUGGUAUUUCUUUUCACAAUUCCAGAUUGUGAAAAACCACGUUUCAAGAAUUGGUUUCCUUUAACUUUUAUGAUGUGUAUUGUUUGGAUAGGAUCGCUGUCUUACAUUGUCGCUUGGAUGAUAACUAUAAUUGGUGACACACUCAUGAUACCAGAUUCUGUAAUGGGCAUUACAUUCCUAGCUGCCGGAACGUCAGUACCUGAAGCAGUUUCUAGCGUGAUAGUUGCCAAGCAAGGACACGGAUCAAUGGGUAUCAGCAAUUCAAUAGGAUCGAACACUUUCGACAUACUUCUUUGUCUUGGACUACCGUGGCUCAUCAAAGCUUCGUUGACACCAGCCGAGCCAGGCAACUACUGGGUGAAGAUUAAUUCCAUGGGUCUUGAGUAUUCUGCGAUAUCACUAUUGUCAACUCUUCUGUUGCUGUAUUUGACUUUCUGGUUCAACAAGUUUAAGCUUGACGCCGCAGUGGGAAGAGCGUGUCUGGCGAUGUACGCAAUGUUCUUGGUGCUAGCAACUCUCAUCGAGUUAAAUGUUUUCUUCCCGGUGAACGUUCGCACUUGCAGGAGAACCGACCUCAAGUCU
This is a messenger RNA of Brenthis ino (lesser marbled fritillary), 1560 nucleotides long. The record is from the annotation of a GenBank genome assembly. NCBI's taxonomy places the organism in Eukaryota, Metazoa, Arthropoda, Insecta, Lepidoptera, Nymphalidae.